GCGCCCACGUGACCUAACGGCGCCCACGUGACGGCGCGCGCGGCGGGCGAUGGCGGCGAGGUCGGGGGGCUUCCUGCUGCUGCUGCUGCUGCUGCUGGGGCUCGCGGCGCGCGGGCCCGCUGCCGCCGCUGCCGCCAAGAUGAAGGUGGUGGAGGAGCCCAACUCGUUCGGGCUCAACAACCCGUUCCUGCCCCAGACCAGUCGCCUCCAGCCCAAGAGGGAUCCUUCCCCGCUGUCUGGGCCCGCGCACCUCUUCAGGCUCUCCGGCAAGUGCUUCAGCCUGGUGGAGUCCACGUACAAGUACGAGCUGUGCCCCUUCCACAACGUGACGCAACACGAGCAGACCUUCCGCUGGAACGCUUACAGCGGGAUCCUGGGCAUCUGGCACGAGUGGGAGAUCUCUAACAACACCUUCAGGGGCAUGUGGAUGAGGGACGGCGACUCCUGCCGCUCCCGGAGCCGGCAGAGCAAGGUGGAGCUUACCUGUGGGAAAAGCAACCGCCUGGCACACGUGUCUGAGCCCAGCACCUGCGUCUACGCGCUGACCUUCGAGACGCCUCUGGUCUGCCACCCGCACUCCCUGUUAGUGUACCCGGCCCUGCCAGCGGCCCUGCAGCACAGGUGGGACCAGGUGGAACAGGACCUGGCUGACGAGCUGAUCACGUCCCAGGGCUACGAGAAGUUGCUCAGGGCGCUCUUUGAGGAGGCCGGCUACUUGAAGACCCCGGAGGACAGUGACUCCGUGCGGGAAGGAGGUGCCAAGGCCCUGGCGUUCCAGACCCUGGAGAACUGCAGUGAGGCACACAGGGAGCUGUGGAAGGAGGUCAGGAGACUCCGGAGCGUGCUGACACAGCAUGGCAUCCCCUACGCGCAGGCCGCAGAAACGCCCCCCUCUGAGCACGGGGGCCCCAGGACACCCACAGACCGGACAGCGGAACAGCUCCGAGGCGACCCGGGACCACGAGGGAACACCUUGUGACCUGAGACAGGCCUCGGGGGCGGAGCCAGGCUGGCGGGGUGGGGUGGGGGGGGCUUCCUCUGCCUUCAGGGCCGGCCAGCCAUCAGCAUCGGCUCAAAGAGGCAGACAGAAUAAAGAUUCAAAGUUUUAAUUAAUUUCCAUACUGAUAAAAAUAAUUCCAUGAAUUCUGUAAACCAUUGCAUAAAUGCUAUAGUGUAAAAAAAUUUAAACAAGUGUUAACUUGGAACGGUUCACUACAAGUAAAUGAUUAUGCUUUAUAAAUACUA
Molecule: messenger RNA, 1245 nt
Organism: Leopardus geoffroyi (Geoffroy's cat)
Lineage: Eukaryota; Metazoa; Chordata; Mammalia; Carnivora; Felidae
Gene: GNPTG
Product: N-acetylglucosamine-1-phosphate transferase subunit gamma
Exons: 11
Coding region: 50-979 (309 amino acids)
Cellular component (GO): Golgi apparatus
Source: RefSeq, a predicted model, not a curated record